Molecule: messenger RNA, 2978 nt
Organism: Myiozetetes cayanensis
Lineage: Eukaryota; Metazoa; Chordata; Aves; Passeriformes; Tyrannidae
Gene: SLC12A9
Product: solute carrier family 12 member 9
Exons: 13
Coding region: 50-2743 (897 amino acids)
Biological process (GO): potassium ion homeostasis; cell volume homeostasis; chloride ion homeostasis
Cellular component (GO): membrane
Molecular function (GO): potassium:chloride symporter activity
Source: RefSeq, a predicted model, not a curated record
CGAGACCGGGAGCUUUUCGGGGCCGGCGGGGCCCGAGCCGCGCCGAGCCAUGGAGAACUCGGAGCGGAGCGCUCUGCUCACGUACCGCCUGUGCGGCGGCUCGGCCGAGGAGGAACGGGGCCGGGAGCGCGGCCGGGCCGCCACCGCCCCCCGCAAGCUGCCCACAUUCCUGGGCGUUGUGGUGCCCACGCUGCUCUCCAUGUUCAGCGUCGUCCUCUUUCUGCGCCUCGGGUUUGUGGUGGGUCAUGCCGGGUUGUACCAGGCCCUGGCCAUGUUCGCAGUGGCCUAUUUCAUCAUCGGCAUGACGGUGCUGUCUGUGUGUGCCAUCGCCACCAACGGGGCGCUGGAUGCUGGAGGAGCCUACUAUAUGAUCAGCCGUGCCCUGGGCCCGGAGUUCGGGGGCAGCAUUGGAAUCAUGUUUUUUCUGGCCAAUGUGUGUGGCAGUGCCCUCUACGUGCUGGGGCUGGUGGAGGCAGUCGUAGACAGCUUUGGGAUCCCACCUGGGCAAAAAGAGGGCACAGGUGUCCACGUCCUGCCCCAGAGCUACUGGUACGAGCUGCUCUAUGGCACUGUGCUGCUGGCGCUCUGCCUCCUCGUGUGCCUCGUGGGCGCCUCCAUCUACGCCAAGGCCACCUUCCUCAUCUUCCUCAUCGUCGCGGGUGUCCUGGGCACCGUCCUUGUCAGCUUCUUUGCCAAACGGCCCAUCAGGGUGCCCAUCCGCCUGCCCCACCUCAAUGGCUCAGAGAUCGAGAACGGCUCCUUCACUGGCUUCUCCUUCGACACCCUGCAAAAAAACCUGGGAGGUGACUAUGCGGUGGACUACACCACCGGGCAGCAGAUGAGCUUCAGCUCCGUCUUCGCGGUGAUGUUCAACGGCUGCACCGGCAUCAUGGCAGGCUCCAACAUGUCAGGGGACCUGAAGCGCCCAAGCUACUCCAUCCCACGGGGCACCAUCUCCGCUGUGCUCUUCACCUACCUCGUCUACAACCUGCUGGCUUUCCUCAUGUGUGCCACCUGCAACAGGGUCCUCCUGCAGAAAGACUAUGGCUUCUUGCAUGACAUCAGUAUCUUCCCUCCUCUGGUCACCGUGGGCAUCUACGCUGCCACCCUCUCUGCAGCUAUGAGCAACCUCAUCGGGGCAUCCCGCAUCCUGUACGCCCUGGCCCGGGAUGAUCUCUUUGGCCGGGCGCUGGCUCUGGCCAAGAAGACAUCUGCCAGUGGGAACCCAGUGAUGGCGGUGAUCCUCUCCUGGCUGGUGGUGCAGCUGGUGCUCUUCUCUGGGAAGCUCAACACCAUUGCAGGGGUUGUGACCACCUUCUUCCUCCUGGUUUACGCCACUGUUAACCUGGCCUGCCUGGCACUGGAAUGGGCAUCAGCCCCCAACUUCAGGCCCACUUUCCGGUACUUCACCUGGCAUACUUGCCUGCUGGGCAUCGCAGGCUGCUGCGUCAUGAUGUUCCUCAUCAGCCCUGUGUCAGCCUCAGCGAGCCUGGGCUUCCUGCUCCUCCUCCUCCUCGCCCUCCACUACCUCUCACCCAGCAGCACCUGGGGCUACAUCAGCCAGGCCCUCAUCUUUCAUCAGGUGCGCAAGUACCUGCUGAUGCUGGAUGUGCGGAAGGACCACGUCAAGUUCUGGCGCCCGCAGAUGCUGCUGAUGGUGCAGAACCCGCGAGGCAGCGCCCGCCUCAUCGACUUCGUCAAUGACCUCAAGAAGAGCGGCCUCUACAUCCUGGGACAUGUUGAGCUACAGGACUUGGACACGCUGCCCUCAGACCCGCUGCAGUCCCAGCAGGACUCAUGGCUCAGCCUGGUGGACAAGCUGAAUGUCAAGGCCUUCGUCAGCCUCACCCUUGCGCCCUCAGUCCGGCACGGUGUCCGGCAGCUCCUCUUCACCUCUGGCCUUGGUGGGAUGCGCCCCAACACCCUGGUGCUGGGCUUCUAUGAUGACGAGGCACCGCAGGAUGGUCUAGCCCGGCACCCUGCCUUCACCAGCACCCGCGAGGAGGUUCCCUUGGGCUUCCCCCCGCUGCGGGCACCCACCUCCCCCAAGCUGCUCUCGGCCCGGGAGUACGUGGGCAUUGUGGCUGAUGCCCUGAAGAUGCUUCGCAACGUCCUGCUGGCCCGGCAGCUGGAGAGUCUGGACAAGGCCUGGGAGCUGCGGCGGGCUGCCAGCCCCCCGCCCACCAUCCACGUCUGGCCAGUCAACCUGCUGCGGCCCGACAGCGCCCGCUACGCCGACACCUGCAGCCUGUUCCUGCUGCAGAUGGCCUGUGUCCUCAACAUGGCGCGGGCCUGGCGCCGCGCCCGCCUGCGCCUCUUCCUCUGUGUGGAGGCGGGUACUAUGCCCCAUGCCCAGGAGGAGAAGCUGCGCCAGCUCCUCAAGGACUUGCGCAUCCAGGCCCAGAUCCAGCUGGUGCCCUGGGAUGCCAUCACCCGCCUGCACUGGCAAACCUACCGGGGACCCCCGGGGGGACCAGCAGAGGAGGAGGAGGAAGAAGAGGAAGGGGUUGUGAACUUCCCGACCAACACCACCCAAGUGUCCGAUGAGUACGUGUGUGCAGCCAACAAACUGGUCCUGGAGCAGAGCCCCGCGCCGGCCGUGCGCUUCCUUUACUUGCCACGGCCGCCGGCCGACACCAGCCUCUACCCGCUCUACCUGCACCAGCUGGAGCUGCUCACCCGCGGACUGGGCCCCACCGUGCUGGUGCACGGGGUGAGUGCCGUCACCAGCACCCAGCUCUAGGUCACCCUGCUCCCUGCACCCUCCAUUGCCCAGUGCCUUUUGCAACCUAAGCCUGGGGAUGCCCCCAGCCCUGGUGUCCCCACCCUGGUGGGCAAAGAGGGGUUGGUACCCCACUGUGGGAGAUAGGUAGGGAAGAGGGUUUGCUUUUUUGGGGUUGUCUCCUGCAGAGGAUUAAAGCUGCCCUGGCAGGAUCCAGACACAACCCUGGUGCUGGCCGGGCAGCACGGUGCAUUCA